Esox lucius (northern pike) is the source of this 2501-nucleotide messenger RNA. It is a transcript of the gene camk2d2, whose product is annotated as calcium/calmodulin-dependent protein kinase (CaM kinase) II delta 2. Gene Ontology annotation, biological process: protein phosphorylation. Lineage: Eukaryota; Metazoa; Chordata; Actinopteri; Esociformes; Esocidae. Gene Ontology annotation, cellular component: neuron projection; cytoplasm. Gene Ontology annotation, molecular function: calmodulin binding; calcium/calmodulin-dependent protein kinase activity; ATP binding. The record is from RefSeq and is a predicted model, not a curated record. The transcript has 21 exons. The coding region runs from base 474 to 2024 and encodes 516 amino acids.
ACACCCCAACUUGCACGGCGGGAGGACGCGCGGUCGACGGACAUCCAAUGCAAGAUGGGAAACAAUGCCUAGAAAAUGCUGCGGAUUCAUUCUGUGAGCUGCGAGAGCACACAUCGCACCGUGUGACCAGAAAAACAUCCCGACAGCGCACUGCAUUCUUUUUGGUUUUAAACGAUUUUUGGGUUUAAACGGUCGUCCGCGACCGACGGCGUUUGGUGACUGGACUGGCGGUGCUUUUGCCGUUCCGGUCGAUGCUGCAGAAGGUCCUCAUCUCUCCACUCCAGCUGUGCUGUGGUACAGAGCCUAGCCAUCGCUGUGUCAGUCGCUCCGGUCUGUACUGCUACAGCGGAACAAAUUAGCCCCGCUACCUAUCCUUUCGGGUGGCAGCAGUUGUGCUGAAGAAUAAUUGUGUAGACCCAGUGGUGAACAUUUCUAGCGCGUCUCCUCUUCACUGCGCUCUUUUCCUUUUUAGUAUGGCGCUGACAAUCUGUACGAGAUUUACCGACGAAUACCAGCUAUUCGAGGAGCUGGGCAAGGGGGCGUUCUCAAUAGUCAAGAGGUGUCUGAGGAUCUCAUCUGGUCAGGAGUACGCCGCUAAAAUCAUCAACACCAAGAAGCUGUCUGCCAGAGAUCACCAGAAGCUUGAGAGAGAGGCCAGGAUUUGCCGUCUACUGAAACAUCCUAAUAUUGUGCGUCUCCAUGACAGCAUAUCGGAGGAGGGAUUUCACUACCUGGUGUUUGAUCUGGUGACCGGGGGAGAGCUGUUUGAAGACAUCGUGGCGAGGGAAUACUACAGCGAGGCUGACGCAAGUCACUGUAUACAGCAGAUUCUGGAGAGCGUUCAUCACUGCCAUGUCAAUGGGAUCGUACACAGAGACCUGAAGCCUGAGAACCUCUUAUUGGCCAGUAAGCUGAAGGGGGCGGCGGUUAAGCUAGCUGACUUUGGUCUGGCCAUCGAGGUGCAGGGCGACCAGCAAGCAUGGUUUGGUUUUGCUGGGACUCCAGGCUACUUGUCUCCAGAGGUCCUGAGGAAAGACCCGUACGGGAAACCCGUGGACAUGUGGGCUUGCGGUGUGAUCCUGUACAUCCUAUUGGUGGGUUACCCUCCAUUCUGGGACGAGGACCAGCACCGCCUCUAUCAGCAGAUCAAGGCCGGGGCCUAUGAUUUCCCAUCUCCAGAGUGGGACACAGUGACCCCAGAAGCUAAAGACCUGAUCAAUAAGAUGUUGACCAUCAACCCCAGCAAACGAAUCAGCUCCACAGAGGCCCUCAAACACCCCUGGAUCUGUCAACGGUCUACAGUGGCAUCCAUGAUCCACAGGCAGGAGACGGUUGAGUGUCUGAAGAAGUUCAACGCCAGGAGGAAACUCAAGGGAGCCAUUUUGACCACUCUGCUGGUCACAAGAAACUUCUCAGCAGCCAAGAGUUUGUUGAACAAGAAGGCUGACGGGGUGAAGGCGACCAACAAGACCAACCCAGCGACCGGUCCUAAAGACCCUAAAGGCCCGAGCAGCCCUCUCCCAGCACUGGAGCCCCAGUCUACAGUGAUUCACAACCCAAUAAAUGGAAACAAGGAGUCAAUAGAGAGUGCCAACACUACCGAGGACGAGGAUGUCAAAGCUCGUAAGCAGGAGAUCAUCAAAGUCACGGAGCAGCUGAUCGAAUCCAUCAACAACGGAGACUUUGAGGCCUAUGCGAAGAUCUGUGAUCCUGGUCUGACCUCGUUCGAACCUGAAGCUCUUGGUAACCUCGUAGAGGGACAUGACUUCCAUCGUUUCUACUUUGAUAACGCCCUGUCUAAAGGGAACAAGCCGGUCCACACAAUUCUUCUGAAUCCUCAUGUUCAUUUAAUCGGUGAGAACGCUGCUUGCAUCGCCUACAUCCGUCUGAGCCAGUACAUGGACGGGGGAGGGAUGCCUCGCACCAUGCAGUCUGAGGAGACACGUGUCUGGCAUCGCAGGGACGGGAAGUGGCAGAACAUCCACUUCCACCGCUCCGGAUCGCCCAGCGUUCCCUCACAUUAAUGGAAUAUCAAGCUUCAGUCUAAACCAAGACAGGCUGCAAUCAAGUAGCCAACCCCUGGUUGCCCUUUAAACUUCAACCUCUGACCUUGUGUAAGGAGAUGACAUCGCGCAGGAUGGUUAUCAACCCUGAAAGUCAAAACUCAACACACCUGGCCUACGUCCCAUAUGGCACACUUCCUUAUAUAGUGCACUGUUCUGACCUGCAGACCUUUGGCCUUUUGACCUAUAGGCAGUUUAAUAGUAGUGGACAAUCUAGGGACUAGGGUGACAGUUGGGACGGGCCUAGUGCAGCAGGCAGCACACUCAGCCAUUUUACUGACGCUCUUUUUAUUAUUUUUAACUGUUUUGGUACGCAUUUUAAAUGUAUGGAAAUGUUUAAAAAGAUGUGCCAAUUUCCCUUCACCUCCAUAUACCUUUAACUGAGUUGAAAUAGGAAACAUUUGAAAGAUCUAAAUGAUUAAAUAAAGCUUGAUAAUG